CUCUGUAAUUGGAAAGCAUACAUGGUCAGCACCCAGCACGAUAACCAUAUCAAAUAGAAGCCGCCAAUUAUUUAUUUAAAGCGGCAACAUUUUCUACUGGUUACAGUGACAUGACAGGUGUUUACGCGCCAAACAACAAUGGUUGCGUGCAACGUUUAGUCCUUUAUUUUUACGUGCAUUUAUGAUAAUUUUGUAGUUCUUUACAAUAUUUAUUCGAGAUCGUGUUUUAUUAUAAAAUGUGCAUUUACAUUUCUAAGCCUAUAAAGGACAGUAGAACAGUGAAAUAGCGACGUGCUGCAAUUUAAUGGUGUGACUGCAAGUUUAAUUUAUAAUUCCUAGUGAUAUUAUAAGACUAUUCAUCCAAAUAAUGGCUGCAAUAACACCACGCCGUUCCACGCGUAUUCCCCACACGCAUACGCCGAAAAUGACGGAGAGGAAGAAAGGAUUGUUUCAAGGCAACUGCGAUCCGACUAGGGAUUCCUUGACCAAACACAGGCAUUUACCUGUAGUAAACAGUGAAAGUGAUAGUGAUGACUGCGAUCUGGGCAUCAUCAGCACUCUGGACUCCAGUUCUGGUGAAGAUAAUGACGUGGGCACCCCCAAGAAAAUCAACAGAAGCCUUUGGCCAGAAACUAGAGGUCAGCAGAAUAAGUUGCUGAAAGAGAGUCAAGAUUUGAAAAAUUUCAUUAAAUCUCCAUUUACAUUGAAAAAGUAUCAGACAAGGUAUUCCUGCCCUGAUGGAAAAUGUUCAGGAUCUGCUUCCACACCUGUUACUCCACAUUUCCACAACCACCCUGGUACACCAUCAUCCACACAUUCAUGUACAAGUGUCCACACUACAUCUUCCACUUCAAGUCGUGCAAGGAAGAGCCUUGCAAGCCUCAUUGCAGACACAGAGAGCUGCAGUAGCUCCUUAAAAGACCUUAACUUUGACACUGACUCUGGUGCUGAUUCAAAAGAGAACACCCCUUCAAAAGGUGUUCGUAGAUCUUUGAGGAAAUUGAAAACCCCUCAAUUUAACAGUUUUAAGGGAGUUCUUGUGGAACAACAGAAAAAUAUGUCCCCAAUGAAGACUGCUGUAGUCUGUCUGACUAAAAUGGAUAUGAGCACCCUCAUAUCUCCAACACAAAUGCUCAAAACUCCCCACAACACAAUUGAAUCCAACCACUCGCCACCAAAACUAGGACACAAUCGUCGAUCUGUUGUCGAAAUAGAGGAAAGUCCAGAAUCUGUUUGCAACAGUGAGAAGAGUCAGAAAAGACUUCGUAAUGACAGUAUGACUGAAACAGGCCCACAUUCAAAGUAUCCAAGGUUGGACAACACAGUUCCAAAGGCUCGCAUAUCACUAUUUAACAGUGAUAGACUGAAAGAAAUUCUCUCUGCCAAAUCAUUCUAUGGAAAGAGUAACCCAGAGCUCAAUACUAAUAUUAGUUCAAAGAUAUCUAAGGCUAUUGAAGUCACAAACACUUAUCAUCGCCGUCCAUUCCGCCAUUCCAAUUCACACAGACGUAAACGCAAUAUAGGUCAGAUCAACAUGGGUGUAAGACAUAAGAUUCGAAAGCCUAAGAUCCAUAAGGGCAAUGUGAUUCACAUGAAAAAUGGUUCCUCACAUAACAAUACUCUGAAUUCCUCUGCACUAAACAAUAGUACUAUGUCCAAUACUGGUGCCAAUGACACAACUGUGAAUAGUCAAAAUUCCACACAAGAAUUUGAUAAGCCAGAUCCAUUUGACAAUGAAAAUCAGACAAUAGCAGCACUCCUAAGUCAAUGGACUGAAGAAGAUAUCCCUGAAUCAGAACUUUCCAUCAGUAAACCUAAACCUAACUUGCCUUGCUUCAACAGCACAGUUAUAGAGGAGACCAAUCUUAUUUUCCAACCAGUGGUGGCAACACCGGUCCCCAUCCAAAACAUUCCACAAGACAAGGAGGCAGUUAUAAUAGAAUUGGGAUGUGGAAAUAGCGCACAGAUCAACGAAACUACAGUGCCUCAAGAAGUUGUGCAAGAUAUAGACAUGACAGAGCCUGAAAGUCAUAAAGAAAGCCACGGAGAAAUACCGAAGAGUGGUCAGUUUUUGCCAGUGGAAGGUGGCUACAUAUUCGUCGGUGAUAAUGGAGCACCAGUUUCAGGGCAAGAAGAGUUGCCUGAUUUGGAUGAGAUUGAACGGGAGCUGAGGAUGCUGGACGAACAGAUUCUCCAGAUGGCUCAGUCUAAUAACAUUAAUGCUGAAGCAGUCCUGGCUUCCACUGAGACUUUACCUGCUCCUCUUGCCACUGAUGUUCCAUCAACAUCUUCAGCUACGGAACAACCACAAAAAUUGUUCCCAAUAUUCAGCAACCCCAACACUGGCAGCACAACACCUACUUCGAAAGGAUCGUCGGAUAAGGCCAAAAAACCUUUGCUAAAGAAUGGAAGCGACCAAUAUGUCAUAGAUGCUGGACAGAAGAGGUUCGGAGCAACGCAAUGUACCGAAUGUGGAGCGAUAUAUCAGGUGGGAGAUCCGCAAGACGAACACGACCAUCUUGUUCAUCACAACGCCACCGAUGUGCUGAAAUUUAAUGGUUGGAAAGACGAAUUCGUAGUGGAAAGAUGGGGAUUUGGCCGUUGUCUUCGAAUACGAGGCGGAGAGAAUGGCUGGAAGAAGGUGGAAAGCUUACUCUCCCGAGUAAUUCACCCACACCUCGGAUACGGGGAGAAUCUGCCUUCUAAUAACUUGCGCGCUUACACUGCUUACCUGUACAUAGAGAAGAAGCAGAUAAUCGGUUGCCUGGUGGUGGAACCCAAAGUAAAGGCAUACAAACUGAUACCCGGUGACCCAGACUGCUGCAGCGUAGAAGAAUACCCCGUCAAAUGCGGCAUAUCCCGUCUAUGGGUGCACAUAAACCAUAGACGCAGGGGCAUAGCCGGCCGUCUGUUAGAUUGCGCACGAGCAUCUUUUCUCUAUGGAACAGCUCUAAAACUUACCGAUAUUGCAUUCAGUGCUCCAACUUUAAACGGUAAAGCUUUCGCAGCAAAAUACUGUGGCACAGAAAACUUCUACGUUUAUUUAGACUGAUAACUUUAAAAUGAUAUUUUUAUCGAUUCAGACAGGAAAAAAUAGGUACUGUAUUUGGAUUGAAACGAGGUAUAGAUUAAAACUAUAUUUUUAAACAUGAUUGUGAAUUUAUGAAUACAGAAUGAUUGUUUGUUUUGAGAAUUUAGUUUUAUUUUUUGUAUUUUGUGUAGCUUACAUUGAGAUGUGUAAGUUUUUUUAAAUAGGAAACAAUUUGAAAAUGUAAUAGGUACCAAUAUUUCUCGUAAUUUUCGAGAACUUAUGUUUUAUUUGUCGUUUAAAAGAAUAUUUUGGUUUUAUUCUAAACAGUAAUGCAUGAUAAAAAGUUCAUAAUUAUCUGUAGAGUGAUUUGACUGAAAAAUGUUAAAAAGAUAUAUUGUAAUUAGUUACUAAAAAUUUUGGAAAAUUCAAUGGAAUUUUUGUCAUCAGUUUUAUUAAUGGACAGCAUUCUUAUUUAUUACUAAACAAUAAAAGCUGAAGUAUUGGUACACAGAGCUGCUCUGCAGGUUAAACAUAACCAUAAAAAAACUCCAUUCAAUUGUCACCUUUAAUGCUUGGGUUUAAAGUUCAAAAGCUGCUGUAGUUUAAACCUGACAAAUUGUUCUUCGUACAGUAUUCAGUCAUGUUAUUAUAUCUUUGAUUAUACACCGCGUGUAUCCGAAAUACCUCAUGUAAUUAUUAUUAUCUUUAAUUUCUUGUAUGUUUGUGAUUGUUGUUAUGCCUAUUUUUCGAGUCAUUUUAUAGUUAGGACAUUUUAAAUUAAGAAUCAAGUGCCUAUAGCAGUUUUGUAGAUGGUUUUUAUUGGAAUUUGGAGCGGUAUUGUCAUGUAAUUCUGUAAAAGUUCACUGUUAAAAUUACUACCGAAGUCGUUUAGAAAAAAGCGAAAAAUAUUUUUCAUUCAAAGUAUUGUAAAACACAUAAUCAAGAAGUACUCUCGCAUUUUGGCGUUCGUGUCUUACUGUAGUAACACAGUAAAUCUUUUAGGGAGAGAAAUCUCUACCGUACCUAUUGCCUCACUCAAAGAACGUACAAUAGAAAGACAUGCAUUUUUUGUGUCUGUCUGUGGCUUUCUCCGUUUCACACAGAAAUUUCGCCAAUGUCCCAUAGUGAGACAAACACGAGAAAAAGUGCUCGGUAGAAACAGAUUAUGAAAGUCUAUAAAUAAAUAACCGAAGAUCUAUUUAUUCAGAUACUUGUGUGUCACAUAGUAACAGAUUAUAUGAGGUUUUUAUACUCACCGAUACCUCUCCGGUUUCUGGCUUGACUUUUUGUUAUCACUGAUAUUGUGACAUUUACCUCACUGAUAGGACCAAUACUGGUAAAAAGUACCAACCGUACCAAGUUGUGUAAAAAGAAAAUUAUUUUGUAAUUUUGUUAACAAGCUCAUGGAACUGUAUUGCCAUGAAAUAAAUCAUAAGUAAACAAUUUUCUUCAAUUAAUUCGUCUCACUUGUCCCGACAUUUUGUUCUAGUGCAAAAAAGUGCCUGUUAAUUAUAAGUCUAAUCUUAAGCUCUAGAUGUUUACAUGAAACUUUUUGAAAUUUUUUCAACGGUAAUCGCACGGGUUUUUUUCAAUAAAAUAAAGCUCUCUAGUUUUUUAUUUGUAAUAAGUUUUGAUACGCUUAUUUGUUCAUAUUAAAUACUAGUACAUAAGUUAUGGACAAUCUUUUAGAACUAUUAUAGUAAUAUAGAACGCUGUAGUAACUACAAACUCUUUUAUCUGAAAACUCAAUUUCUGUUAGUAGUAAUUAGAUCUACUGCAAAUUGUUGACAUCGAAUGUAAGCAAUUUUUUAUCAACAAAAAUGUCAGCUCGCAAUAUAAUAGACUAUAUAAAUUUGACAUUUCUCUAAGAUAACAUACAUCCAACAAUUAUUGUCUUUCCUCUACCACAAUUUGCUUGUUUACUUGCUCAUCUCUUUAAAGCUAAAACAAAACAUGCUUUUUUUAAUUAAAAGUCUGUAUUCUUUACUUUAAGCAUAGUUUUCAAGUUUAACAACUAUUCACAGAUAAACAUGCAAAUAUUUACGUUUUUAAAUUACUUUAAAGCUUAGAUUUAAUGAUUUCAUCAUUCCCAUGAUUUAAAUUAUUCUAUUGAAUAUGUAUUUGUGAGCUUAGUAGUCGAUAACUCGUUUUGUAUAGGAACUCAUUUGACAGUACUUAUGUAAACUGGAAAUACAUAUGAUAUUUACGGUUAAACACAAUACCCUCUCUGCGCGUCGCGCUGCUUGCGUGCGCAGUCGGAUAAAAAGGCAUCAAUACAUGAAAACAAUUUAUAAUAAUAUAUUGUGUUAACCUGUUAAUUAAGUAACAAGAAAAUUGCUCAAGAAUGGCGAUUCUAGGUUGCAUUAUUAUUACGUCAUGAUUUAAAAAUCUAAGUAAUUAUUUAUUAUUUAAAAAAAUGUUUUUUUUUAAUAAUGGUCACUAUAUUCUCUGAGUUUUUAACAUUUUGACUAAUUACAAGCUUAUUAAGUUUCGGACAAACGGUUGCAUACACAGCUGCUUUUUUUUCUCGUGAAUACUAGUAAGGACUUUUUUUUAUUUAGCAUUACUUUUUAAUAAAAACAUUAGUUAUUAAUUACAUAACUAUGUCUUCAUUUAACAACUAUGCAAAUCUUUAGAAUGUUAGCUUUCCUGUUUAGUAAACUGUAUCGAUUUGUAAUUUUUGAAAAUACAUAGACAAGUUCCCAUGGGUUAAAUGCGUCAGAAUUAUGACGACGCAGCCUGAGAAGGAUGCGAAACGUCAGGAAUCGUUGGAACCAUAGAGUUAUAAGAAUAGAGUGGGGAAGGAGGCUCUAAAAGUGUCCGUCUAGUAGAAAGAGAAAGAUGAGAGACCGCUAGCUAUCUCUCUCUCUUGUGACGCAUGGCAUCCAAUGGCAUCACAUCAAAAUAGUAAGAUGCUUACGGUUGCCAAUGCGCAUGCGCGAUUAGAGAGAAAAAGCUAGCGGUCUCUCAUCUUCUUGCUCUUUCUAUUAAAGGGUAGAGUCUAUAUCUCCCCUACUCUAUUCUUAUACCUCUAUGGUUGGAAGUUGUUUUAUUUAAUGAGUGGUGUACGUGAAAACCUAAGAAACAUACAUAGACACCCAGUAAAAUAAUAAAACAAGCACAGGACAGGAAUUAUAACAUGUUUGGGAGAUUACCAUUAGCCCACUGUACGUAUUGCAUACCUAAGUGUACUUACGAGGUAAAUUAGAUGUUAAGUCGCCCGGCAUUGUUUGUGUAUGGUGUAGUGGCAACCCCAAAGAUAUUUCGUACCUUUAUAUUGCCAUAGUCCUGUAAAUAUAAUUUAUUUUUAUUAUGUUGUUUGAGGUUUUAAAUCCCAAUUUAGUCGUUUACUUGUACGGAAUUUCUAAGGUUUUUAGAAAAUUUUUAGAUUAAAUUUGUAUGCAUUUUCUGAGAUACACAAGUGGUGGGUGCCAGUGUAGUCUUAAUAAAAAAAAAAUUAAAAUACAUUUAGCGUCUUAUUUCUCUUCUCAACCGUAUAAAAGGGUCCGUCAAAUGAAAUAGCACAAUUUUAAAACAACAUUUAUUUUUACAUACAUUAAGUCGGAUUCAAAUUGCCUGAAACAUACUGAUUUUUGUACACAUCAGUUAGGUAUAGAUUAUUAUUAAUUUCAUGGACAGUAAAUUAUACAUUUUCCUUUGCACAAAUCUGUGGAGACAAAAAUUAUAAGCGUUCGUUACUUCAUAACCACCUCGCAGUACGCACUACUAUACACAUAAUUAUUAAAAAAUUCAUAUUUUUUUAUUCUUUAGGAAUUUCAUUAAUUAGUUAUAUAUUUUAAAAUUAAAUUUGUUAAAAAUAUAGAUUUUCAGUUAUAUAUUUAAACGUAGGUAUUAAGAGUAAAUACACCGUGACAUUAUUCGCAGUCUGUCGGCAGAAAGGGUACCAUUGGUAGUGCUUCUUCGAUUUAUCAAUUCUAAACAAAGUGUGUUUUGAGCUAAUCUAGAAAAUAUAUAUCUAUUAAAGAAAUCUACCGAAAAAUUGAGAGAAAAAUAUGUAUUUUUUUGUGCCACAAUGUAAAUUAAACUAUGAGCACUAGUUUUAAAUGCCAUCACUUUAAUAUCUACAUCGAGACAGAUCUAAAAGGUAUGCGGACAGCGCGACUCCCUAAGGUAAAAUAUUACCAAAAAAUAUUUGCAGGCCACGUCUGCACUUUGUCGAACGAAAGGGAAACCAUCCUCACAUACGUGUUGUGCGCAAGUACAUUCACUUACCUAAUAUGAAGAUAAUAUUAAAACGAGGAAUUGUUCAAUACUAUUUGGUUAUUGGCAACGGACGUUACAUUACCUACUAAGUCGAGGAUCUGUUCGCAAAACAAAUUACCUUUCUUUUAUUUUUAUACCUAAUCGAAUUCCUGCGCGCCAUGUUAACAUGUCGUCACACGAGUGAUUCGCUCCCGAACGAGUCCAGAGAAAUAUCUAAAGACCUUUAUACGGUCCGUUUACUUGACAUCGACACUGGCAGUAUUUUAUCUAAAUAUCGAAAAACAUAGAAAGUAUGCUAUUAAUCUACUUUAUACAUAUCAUAUGAAUCACUUGUUAUUGCGUUCUCUUAAAUUGUACGAGGAAGGGGGUCGGAUGUGCGAGUUCAUCGUACAAAGCUUUAAAAAAUCGUAAACCUUUGAAGAGUGAUCUAUUCACAAAUCGGAAUGACGUCUAACUACAUAUCAAUUUCUUCAAGUUUUGAUUGUACUGCUGAUAUUGGAAUUUCUUUGAAGUAUCGAGCUAUCUUCAUCCCUAGAAAGAGACAAGCGCUCGUUUCUCCACUUUCAUAGGUAUUUGGUAUGAGAUUCGCGCGAGCAACGGCAUACGGCUCAGAAAUCAAUAUUAAAUUAGUUUAAUUCUUACAAUUAGUUCUACGGCAGAGACAGAUCUCACUCAUUAGCACGAUAUGCAUUGUUUUAGCGAUAUUUUCCGAUACACCUUUUUUGAUAAAGAUUGUUUCUUGAAACUUGAAAGCUUUAUAAAAACCCGUUGGCGCACUAACAAGCGAGAUCCGACCCCAACUCAAAAUCUGAGCAGUUACACUAGAUUGCGUUGAACGAAAGGCAUCAAUACUAGUAUGUACUCCGCUAGUAGAUAAUGGUGAAGGUUAAAAACAAUGUUAUUAGGUGCGGUUAUUAUAAUACAUUCGUUAGAAAUUAGUGAUAAUUUUACCCAUUCACAAAGAACUCAUACAAAACUAAGCUGAAACUUUGUGAAGCUACUUAAGGCGAUACAAGUCGUGUAUAGUUUUUUUUAUGAAAAAUAGUAUUAAAUGUUAAUGUUCUACAGAUAAUUUGUGUGCCUUUGAAUUUAUUGUUGGUGAGCACGCUUAUAUCGUCAAGAAAAACAGGUGGAAACUAUUUAAAACACAAUUUAUGUUGACAAUAUCAUUUACCAAUCCAUUUAUACAUUCUUGUUACCACCUUAACUAACUCUCACCAUUGUUCUAAGGCUCUUAGCUUCAAAGUCGUACACUAUGCGUCACUUUCUAAGACAGUAUGUUCCUUAAGAUUGACCGGCAAAUUUUUGAACUACCCACAACUUUGCCACAAUGUUGCCAGUAAACUGGUGUGAUUUUUAGCUCAAGAGAUGAUAUUGUUCAUAUUAACGUAAUUCAACUUGGAAUGUGACUAUAAUAGCAUGAUUCUAAUAUGGAGUCAUUCAAAAACUAACGGCCAUAUCAAAAUUAUUUGCAUCCGACUGAAAAGUAGUACUGCAGGGAGAAAAGAAACCGUCACAACUUUUAGCAGUCUACAAUUAUUAUUAUUAUAUAUAUAUAUAUAUACUUUUUUGUUACUUUUGCAUUCCAUAUCAAUUGCAAUACACUAGAACUUACUUAAAAUAGCUACCAAAUAGUUUUACUUUUUAAGUUACAUAUACAAUAAGUUUAAGAUGCCAUGUAACCUUUACACAAUGAUUGCUAUAAUGGGCUGACAGGUGAUGUUGAGAGGUCGCCAUGAUAUUGCACUAAAUGUCAAACAAUCCGGCCCGUUAGUGUUACCAUGAAAAUAGUGACAAUAAUUGCCAACUAAAAAAUCCACCUAUGUACACGUCUAAAAUAUUAUAAUAAAAGCUUAUUUAUCAAUAUAUAUUUUAUUACAUUCAAAUCACAAAUGAAUCAAAUAGAUUAUUGCCUUGUAAGCAUGCAUUAUAUAUCUAUGUGUAUUUUGUGCGAAAAAUCUGAUCUUAUUAUUAUGAAGGUGGUACUGAUGCAAAAACUUGAAUAAGGCGACCUCCAAACAGCAAUAUGUAUGAAUAACCAUACCUCUAUUAAAAAUGUAUGUUCGUUCUUUGCCUACUUACAUUCAAAAUGAUACUUAACUAACAGAAAAAAAAAGAAAAAUACAUUUUCAAUAGUUAUAUUUCAAAAAAUAACGAUAGGUGUUAAGAUUAGAAAGCAAAAAAAUAGCGAUUUGUUAUAUUACAAGAUAGGAAGGAAUUCUCAGUUUUUCUCAGUGUUAUCCUAAACACGAUAUAUAUAUUCUUCACUAUGGUAACAUUAGGUUAUGGUGUUUCCGCUGGCAACACUUCAUUAUGGCACAUUACAUAAAACCCAGCAUAAAACAUUCUUAUAUUAAGGACCAUUAUGGAUAAAGCUAAAAAAUUAAUAACAAUUCAUAGAUUUUUCUGGAAGAAAAAAAUACUAUUUAGAUUUAUAUAAUUUUCUAUGUAUAAUAAUAAUUCUAUGAUGAACAGAUGCCUUUGAUAGUGAUAUUUUUUUUAAUACAAAUAUAUGUUUACAUUAAUACACACCUGUCCAAUGUAUAAAGAAAUUUCACUGUAAAUAGAAAAAUCAGAUUCAUUUUUUAAACUAAUAAAAGGGAAAUAUAUUUUUUUAUUUAUUUUUUCAUAAUAAUUACGAAUACACUAGUAGCGUAAGGGUAAGUACAUAACCAAUUUUAUAAAUAAUUAUAUUAUUAUUUCCAUUAAGAAUUACGUUAAUGUGUCUCUGUUAGUAACACUUUGUACUUAGGGGCUAUAACUUGUGUCCAACUUAAAAACGAAAAAAAAAAGAAAAAUUAACAACUAUUAUACGCAAUUAUAUAUUUGAAACAUUCAAAUCAAAAUACUGCUUAGCGAUAUUCGUCUCGCCGUAUCAGAUACGGCCUGUUAACAUCCUGACUCUUUGGACCUUAUAUUUAUACUAAAAGCUCUUGUAUAUUAUAUUAUAUAUAAAAAAUAUUUAAAUAACCUAAGUUAAAUCUAAUACGCAAAGCUCUCGCCUUUUGCAAUAUUUUAGAUUUUAGUCAACAAAAAUCGUGCUAAGAAUUAUUCAAUAGCUGCUAGAAGUCAAUGUGUAAAACAAAAUUAUACAUAAAAUUAUAACAUUCAAUGGAAGACAUAAAAUUCAUAACACUAAAAUUAACUUAAAACGAAACAUUAAAGUGACAAGAUUGCAUUCAUCCAAAAAUUGUAUAAGAAAACAAAAGUAUAUAAAUGAUACAUGGUGUGAUAUAUAUUAUGAACAUAAAAAAAUACUCAUAAAUACAAACGAGCGUUAGUCUCUAUUUCGAUCAUAAAUUGACGUUCACAAAAGCUAUACAAAUGUAGAACCCGCGACAUCAAACGCUGACAUUAAUUUACUUGCGUUAAAUAAGUUAACAAAAAUAAAAUUUGGUCUAAUUUGAGCAUAAAGUGCGAGCGUCGUGUGUUGUCAUAACAAAAAUCUACAUUGGAAGGUUAGCUCAAGUGAUCAUUGUAACGAGGAUACAAGGUAUGAAUGGCCUUGGUCUACAGUUGUUUUGCCAUCCGAUGAUCCUUAAUAUAAACAAUGGCAUCGUGACAAGUUUUGUUUUCAAUGCUAAAACUGUGUAGUAGUAAGAAGCUGUGUAUAUCGUUAUCAAGAUUUAAAGAAAAAAUAAAUAUUACAUCUGAGAUAAGAAAUUAUUAUUACCGAAGUCGCGGUGAAACUCAAGACCACCUUUGUGCAAUCAGUCGAUAGUAAGGGACGAGCAAUUUUAAAGGUUAUUCCUAUGGCCAAAUUCGUCAUUAGAUUAGCAUCCAUUGAAAGGAAAAGCUGCAAUAUUUCAGAUAUUUCGUUCAAACUUUAAGGCUUUGGGCCUCCUACCCCCUCAAAGCUAUUCACAAGGCUUCGCUUCCUAGUGAAGAUUAACCCACCGAGUUUCGUUCGCAACAAGAAAUUGCAAACUGGCAGUCGUUAAACAUUCAACCACAAACCAUAGUCAACCAUAAACAAAUUUAAUUUUCUUUGCUAAGUCUCGACCAGUAAGAGCCAUUAUACGCACAUUUACAUUAACGCUUUACAUUUAAUUAAAGACGCGACGCGUACUUUUCGUUUCAAUAAACAACUAACCGACUCGCGUUUGCACUAACCGAUACAUGUCAAACGCACCGUCACAACCUAUCGAUACAAUUCGAUAUCGACAACCGCAAUAACGGCACAUCACUAUGGAAUGAGUUGUAUUCGAAAUGACGCAAUCGUGUUUUCCUUUAUCCUUCACAAUUUAACCUAGCACCUGUAUAAAUAAUUCCUUUGGCUAUAAAUAUAAAUAGGGACUUUAAAUUAAUAAUAAUAAUAAUAUUUAAAAAAAAACAAAAAUCAAUAACAAGUUCUAAUAAAGGCACCAAUUUUUUUAAUAAUAACAGACACGGAGCAAUGCUUAUUGGCCGCCAAAUAACUUAUUAGUGAGGUAAUUUUUUUAGACGAGUGGUUGCCAGUAUCGGUAAAGGCGAACGUUCGGAAACACCAUUAGAACGAUGCAAGAUCAGUUGAAAGGUGCCGUUUGGAUUUAUACGGGAAUAGUUCAAAAAAAGUUGUCGAGGACACAACUUUAUGAUAAACGAAAAGGUAUAUUUGUGCUACAAUAAAACUGCGUUAAAGAAUAAAUUAGGUAUAGAAUUUUACAACGAACUUUCCCGUUUCUAGAUACAAUCUGCACAUUUCCACUAAUGAUAGAAUCACAGCGACGGCGAUGCCUCACAAUUGAGGGUGACUAUGUACUGAUUAAAGGGGUGAAAAAGUCUAACACCAAUGUUUAUUUUUCGUUGAUAUUUUCAAACAAAUUCAUGGAACACGUAAGAGAUAGCAGUAAAAUUAUAACGAAGAGUUAUCAUUUCCUUCAGAGUCCAUAGAGGCGAAAAUUGCUUACGCUAUCUCUCAUUCUUUUAUACAGUUUCCUCCCAUUAUCACGAAUAAACACAAGCUAUAAUCAAACUUAAAGUGUUUAGUUGGAGGCAACGGUAGAACACCGUUUGAGUUAUCCGCUCAGAAGUUACACACACACUCAAUAUCACUCUUACAGAAUAACAACUUCUAUAACCUAUAAUAAAUUACUUUCCGCGACUCGCAACUAACUUCCGAGUUUACUCAAAUGGCAAGUUUUCAAAUAAAGGGAUAUCGUCAGGAUCAUGGAUAUUUAUAGAAAUUAGUUAGGAAUUAUUUAAUGAAUAGGAAAGAAAUUGGAAAGAGCAUAAAAAAAAUUACAAUACAAGUAUAAAUUUAUACUUUGCAAUGUCACUUUCCUAUUGAUUGUCAUAUAAGUAGAGAACGUAAAGUAAAUGCCACAUUCAUGAAUACAAGCUGACGUUUUUAUUGCUUGGAAAUAGGAGCUAUAUUCGGACAAAUGAGUCUAUCCUUUUUGUAAGUUUGUGAGCGAAUACUUUACUUCUUUGGAUCUGCAUUUAUGAUGUAGUUUCGACAUGGAAUUACUGGCACAGUUAAAACACAAAAGUAGUGAAAAGUAGAAAAUAGCUUCAACCUAAUCUUGAUAAUGGGAGGAAAUCACAAAAAUCUGUCGAGAUUUAGCGCAAACGAUUACAGUUCUAAAGGUUUUUUGACGUAACAGUAAUUUCUAUCGUGGGUAAUUCAAUUGCAAUUAGUGAACAUGAAAAUGAAAAACUAAUCGUCUGAAAGUCAAAACAUUAUUGAACCUAAACACUUUAAGAAUAAGGUAGAAUUUGGUUAACAAAAACAAUGAAAUCCAUGAACGUACGUAAACAGUAAAAAUUAACAUUGUAGCGUAUUUACAAAAUGAAAUAGGAACAAACAUUGAUAUUAGACGUCCGUACCCGUUUGUUAAGAGAUUGCGUACGACACGCGACAUGUUGUUGCAUGUCGCGUGCAAUGACAUGUCACGACAUGUAGACGACAUGUACUUGUUCGCUGCGGGUGUUGAUGUGCCGAGUUUGUUGUACGCCGGUGAUUCGACGUUAGUUGCUUUGCGCUCCUCUUGACUUAUAUCUGCAAUAAAGAAUAAAUAUUGAUGAAAAGAAGUUUCUUUUUAAAUUAAUAGAUUGAAGGAAAAAAUCCAUGCGGACCAGGCUGCAGACGGGACUCUAACCCGCACCCUUCGCUAUCCAGGCGAAUGCACUGUCCAUUAUGCUGCCGCAGCCCUGAUAUCCGGGUCGAAUUUUAACUAUCUUUAAUACUUGUAAAGGUAUUCAUUUGACGUUGUGAGUUACCAACAAUGUUAGGAGAUAGCGCUGCCUUGCAAUCUAAGAAAGGCUAGAGAAAAUUCGACACGGCCAUCAGGGCCACAGUAGCAUAAUGGUCAGUGCAUUCACCCGGAUAGCGAAAGGGCGCGGGUACGAUCUACGUCUUGUCUGCUGCCUGAUCUGCGUGGAUUUUUGUCUAGUAAAAUUUUCUUUUGAUUUAAAAAUGUAGCAGUUAAAUACAUAAAAAAUAAAAUAGAUUUUAGUUACACAUUUACCAGAAAAAUACAAUCAAUGUAGGCACCUCUGAAAAAUUUUAUGAAAAUUUUUCAGAGCUGCCAAAUUUCGUAAGAACUAUGAGUGACUGAGUGAAUGAUGAGUGCGUGAGUGAGUGGGUAAACGAUGUGUGAGGGAAUGAACGACGAGUGUGUGAGUGAACGAUGAGCGAGUGAGUGAAUAAACGAUGUGCGAGUGAGUAAAUGGUAUAUGUCUCACCGCGUUAGAGCAGCUCGUACUGGCGCAGGUGCAUGCGCUGAAUGAUGUCGCGGCAGUCGUUGAACACGCGCUUUAUGUUCUCGGUGUCGACGGCGCACGUGAAGUGCGGGUAGCAGUAGUGUUUGCCGUCACCACUCGCCGUGCUUAUACGCUGCGAAAAAACACAUACUUUUGUUGAAUACAUUGAAGAAAAAACAUGAUAAUUUAUCGAAAUAUAUUGGUGGUUUUAAUAUAUUAAAAUUCGCAUCCUGAGAUCAAAGCAAAAAUUUUUGACAACAUUGUAACGUAUCGAACCUUCAAAGUUUCUAUGAAAACUAAGCAGCGCCCUUGUCGGAUGUAGGAACAAAUAGUUUGUUUUCCAUUCCGUUUUCCAUAUAAAAUUUGACGAUGUCGAUACGUUACGCAGCUGUCAAAAAUUACAAUACAAAACACCACCCGAUGCUUGAAUACAUUUUGGCGAUAUGGAGAAGUUUCACUAAAUGAGUUGACGCCAUUUUAAAGAGUUUAGUUCCAUAAAGUAAUGCCGGCUGUAGUUCGGUGACGUCUGGUAUACUGACUACAAUAACCCUUAGUAUGAACCAAUAUCAAAUUCGAAUAAUUACUUUAAUUCGAUCUCGAUACGCAUCAAAUGUCAAUAAGUUUUAUAUGGAAGAUUUUUAAUUCUCGUUAAAAAAUCGCGUCCGUUGUGACGCUUUUCAAAUUUCAAUACAAAACUUCUUGACAUUUGACGCGUAUCGAGAUCGAAUUCGAUAUUGGUUCGUGCCAAGUGAACUGUUCAUUGCGCAAUCGUAAAUACAAUCCGGCUCGAAGGCCCAUUAUAGAACGCGUCCCAUAGUGCGAGAAUUUCGCGGAAAAUCGGUUAACAGUCGGAUUUACUUCAAAUUUGGACCGAAUAUUAUUAAGAAGUCGGGUCAACAUAUGGGCUAAAUAUUAUAUUGUUUUUAACUUUCAUGGUCACUAACAUUAUAGUACUAUAAGUUAUUUACGGGAUUGUUACCAUGUACCUUGUUUUUAGCGAGUUUCCGAUAUUUCGGCACUGUUGCAAGAGCCAUGAUCACGGAGUAACUGAAGUAAUUGCGGGUACGCUGUUAUUGGCAGACAUAUCGGUCUACCCUCCGACGAAGUCUUUUAUUGCGUUCGAUACCCGUACCAUUGUUCACAUUCUCACUAUUCACUCGAAACUGUUCUCGACACACAACACUUACAGUAUCGGAUCGCGACACGACACUUUUUUGAUUAUUUCCGGUUUUACACAUACGAACCACAGGAUUCCAGACACUCGACAAUUUAAACCCGUCCUCACGAUUGAAAUUUUUAUGUUUUGUUAUUUCAAUCGCUUCCCUGACCAAUCUUGGUAUGUAGUGGCGUUCUGUCGAGAUAAUCUGUGGGUUAUGAAACUCAAUCCAGUGGUUAGGACCAGAAUCAAUCAAAUGUUCCGCGAUGGCUGAUUUCUGCGUAUCGUUGUUCUUGAUUGCUUUUAUGUGUUCCCUCAUUCGGCAUGAUACUGUUCGCUUUGUUUGGCCAAUGUACGAACUGUCACAGCUGCAAUCGAUCUUAUAGACACCAGGUUUCUCCAAGGAGAAGUUGUCUUUAGGAUACCGUAGGUAUUGUGAAACCUUUAGCACAGGAGUGAAGACAGUGUUUAGUGAGUACUUAUUCAGUAUGUUUGAGAUCUUGUCAGUCACUCCUUUGACGUAUGGCAAAUAAAUAGGUUGUCUGUCUACUCUGUGUCUCUGGUGUCUUAGUUUGUGUCUAGAUGGAAAAUAUCCCUGGUAUCCAUUACUCUGUAAGACUCGUCGUACAUGCUCCAACUCUUCUUGAAGAUGUUCCUCAUCACACAGGUCAUAUGCACGGUUCGUCAGUGAAGUCACUACAGAGUUAAGAUGUUUAGGGUGGUGAUGCGAGGAGGUGUUGAGAUAGCGGUCAGUGUGUGUUGAUUUGCGGUAAAUGCAAUGACCAAGCGAACCGUCAUUCCUCACCCGAAUCUUCACAUCCAGAAAGGCCAGACUUCUGUCUUCUUCCAUCUCAUAGGUAAAGUUGAUUUUAGAAUGGAUACCAUUUAAAUUUGCCAAGUGAGACUCGACAUCAUGUUUGUUACCUCUUAAUAUACAGAAUACGUCAUCGAAAUAUCGGAAACUCGCUAAAAACAAGGUACAUGGUAACAAUCCCGUAAAUAACUUAUAUUAAUAUAGGGCUAAAUAUUAUCACGCUAUCACCAACGGGGAACGAGCAGUGAACUUUUUUUUGUAACUGAAUCCACGCGUACAAAGUCGCGGGCGGCCGCUAGUGGUGUAUAUAAAGUGAUCCACUUACGAGCAACUCGUCCCGUAUGAAAUUCUUACUUGGCGCGUACCCCUUUGAAUGGUCUCUGGCGUCUGGUAGCGUACUACCAAUGUGAUGUGAAACGCGUGUGAUGUGAUUAUGAUAUCAAUCCAGUGUUUUUCCGUGAACGCAACAUUUUUCAUUGUCCUAUUGGUCGUAGCGGGAUGUUAUAUGGCCUAUAGUCAUCCUCGAUAAAUGGACUAUCUAACACAGAAAGAUUUUUCGAUUUCUAAGCAGUAGUUCCCGAGAAAUCCUAAGAUUAGCGCGUUCAAACCAACUCUUCAGCCAGUACAGUUUUUUUUAUGUUUAAUAGGCAAGGCGUUUGACCAAAAUCUCGCCUGAUGGAAAGCGAUGAUGAGGCCUAGGAUGGUACACGCCUACUUAGAAGAUGCCUGUUCACUCUGGCCUUGAAGAUGACCAGAUUAUAUUGGUCCGGGAAAACAGAUCUCGGUAAGGAGUUCCACUCCCUAGCCGUUCGCAUAAUGAAAGCGGAAGAAAAUCGCUUCGUG
Messenger RNA from Chilo suppressalis (striped riceborer), 16752 nucleotides. The record is from the annotation of a GenBank genome assembly. Lineage: Eukaryota; Metazoa; Arthropoda; Insecta; Lepidoptera; Crambidae.